Aphanomyces astaci is the source of this 1560-nucleotide messenger RNA. RefSeq lists its product as hypothetical. Gene Ontology annotation, molecular function: protein binding. The coding region runs from base 72 to 1502 and encodes 476 amino acids. NCBI's taxonomy places the organism in Eukaryota, Oomycota, Saprolegniomycetes, Saprolegniales, Verrucalvaceae. The transcript has 9 exons. The record is from RefSeq and is a predicted model, not a curated record.
CUACUACUACAUUCUCCCACGUAUUUGUUUGCUCAAUACAUAUCUUGACCAACCCAAGCUAUAGAUCCUUCAUGGCACCUUCUGCAGCGUUGAGUGUGCUGAGCUCAUCGUUCCUAAUCCACGGCAUCCUUGCAUUUCAAUGCGGUCGUGCAUUUCGUGCAUGGACGGACGGAGAUGCCGCCGCCACCGCUGGUCACGUUGCCAUGUGCAAACUGCACCCAAAACUCAUGUACUCGAAACGAGCGGUUGAUUUCGCAGCUAGACACGGCCAUACAUCCACCGUGACGUGGCUACUGAGCCACCGCAUUGGCAUUGUAUCGUACUUGACAUGGGACUUUGCAGCCAAAGGUGGACAUCUAGGUGUACUGCAAGCACUACAUGCACACCAACCAAGCAGCGGCGGGUCUGCGAAUGCAUUGGACUGGGCAGCAGCCUAUGGCCACGAGGCUACAGUUCGGUGGCUGCUGGAUAUGUAUCCUAAGACGGUGGCGACGUCGUUUGCCAUGACUAGAGCAUCGAGUGAAGGACAUUUGGCGAUUGUGACGUUGUUGCACUGCAGCGGUCGCGUUCAGAAUUGUAAGACCUCGGCCAUGGACAUGGCGGCCACCAAUGGCCAUCUGGAGAUCGUCCAAUUCUUACACGUGCACCGCAUCGAAGGAUGUACGACCUCUGCCAUGGACGGUGCGGCCACCAAUGGCCAUCUGGAGAUCGUGCAAUUUUUGCACUCGAAUCGCAUGGAGGGUUGCACGACCUCCGCCGUUCACGGCGCAGCGUCCAAUGGCCACCUCGAGGUCGUACAAUUUCUACGCCACAGCGCCAUGGUGCACCCAGCGUUGGUUAUCCAAUUGGACCAAGCUGCCGGCAAUGGCCAUCUGGAAAUCGUUAAGUUCUUAUCGCGUGGAGGGCGGGCCACCACCAUAGCCAUGGACAUGGCGGCGGCGAAUGGACAUUUCGAAGUUGUGCAGUUCUUACACGCCACGCGGGUUGAAGGUUGUACGACCUCGGCAAUGGACAUGGCAGCGACCAAUGGCCAUCUUGGCAUCGUUCAAUUCUUGCAUCGUUAUCGGUCUGAAGGAGCUACAGUGCAAGCCAUGAACGGCGCGUCGGAAGGUGGCCAUUUGGAAAUUGUCCAGUUCUUACACGCCCAUCGAUCCGAGGGGUGUACGACCUCUGCCAUGGAUGCCGCGGCAUCCCAUGGCCAUUUGGAAGUAGUCGCAUGGCUCCAUAUGAAUCGACUCGAAGGCGGUACCACCCGUGCAAUGGACUACGCUGCACUGCAUGGACAUUUGGAAGUGGUAAAAUGGCUCCAUUAUCAUCGACCAGAAAUCGGCUGUACGACCUGGGCGAUGGACUGGGCUGCAGCAAAGGGCCAUCUGGAACUGCUUAUGUUUCUGCAUGAUCAUCGUCGCGAAGGCUGUACGAUGCAAGCUAAAGCCUGGGCGACUGCAAAUCGCCAUGCCACGAUUCUCGAAUGGUUAGCUAGCCAUGGUUAUUGUGCUUGAAAUUUCAAAAGAAGUCGGUUGUACAGUGUAAAGCAAAAAAAAUAUCUUGUGAUGAGUA